AUGGCCGCCGACCCCGAGAGCCUGGACGUCGAGCUGGCUGCGGCCGUCUUCAAAGAGAUGGGAGAUGUGAUAGAGGAGGAGGCAAAACUCAGACAAGCCGAGGUUUUUGAGCUGGUUCCAGAUGACGAGCGGCAGUGUUACAAGUGCAAAACGACCUGUUUCCUGUCGGCGCUGACCUGCUCCUGCAGCCCCGACCGCCUGGUGUGUCUCCACCACACCAAGGACCUCUGCGACUGUCCGCUCGGCCACAAGUGUCUUCGGUAUCGCUACGACCUGGAGGAGCUCCCCUCCAUGCUGUACGGCGUGAAGACCCGGGCGCAGUCCUAUGACACCUGGGCCAAAAGGGUCACCGAGGCCUUGGCAGCAGACCAGAAAAAUAAGAAAGAUCUCAUCGAGCUGAAGGUUUUGCUGGAGGACGCGGAGGACAGGAAGUACCCCGAGAACGCCUUGUUCCGCCGGCUGAGGGAGAUGGUCAAAGAGGCGGAGACGUGCUCCUCUGUGGCCCAGCUGCUGCUCAGCAGGAAGCAGAGGCACAGCAGCCGCCUUCGCUCCGAGAGCAGCCGCAGUCGCAGCAAGCUGACGGUGGACGAGCUCAAAGCCUUCGUGGAGCAGCUCUUCAAGCUGCCCUGCGUCAUCAGCCAGGCCCGACAAGUCAAAGAGCUGCUGGAGAACGUGGAGGACUUCCACGAGCGAGCCCAGGUGGCGCUGUCCGACGAGAUGCCCGACUCCUCCAAGCUGCAGGCCCUGCUGGACCUGGGCAGCGGGCUGGACCCUCACCGCGUCACCCUGGAGCUGAUGAAGAGGCUGAUCGACUCGGGCGUGGGCCUGGCCCCGCACCACGCCGUGGAGAAGGCCAUGGCCGAGCUGCAGGAGGUCCUCACCGUCUCUGAGAGAUGGGAGGAUAAGGCCCGCGCCUGCCUGCAGGCCAGCAUGGUGACCCUGGAGAGCAUUGUGCUGGAGGCCAGGAACAUCCCGGCCUACCUGCCCAACAUCCUGGCCCUGCGCGAGGCCCUGCAGAAGGCCAAGGAGUGGACCUCCAAGGUGGAGGCCAUCCAAGUGGGCAGCAGCUACGCCUACCUGGAGCAGCUGGAGAGCCUGCUGGCCCGCGGCCGCUCCAUCCCCGUGCGGCUGGACCCGCUGGCCCAGGUGGAGUCCCAGAGCAAGCGGAAGCGCGUGAAGGAGCUGAUGGAGAAGGAGCGGGGGGGCUUCGACCCCGAGGCCCUGAGCGACCUGGAGGAGAGCCUGGAGGAGGUGCGGGACCCCUCCACCGUGGUGGCCGCCUUCAAAGCCAAAGAACAGAAAGAGGUGGAGGCCAUCCACUCGCUCCGGGCCGCCAACCUGGCCAAGAUGGCCAUGGCCGACCGCAUCGAGGAGGUCAAGUUCUGCCUGUGCCGGAAGACGGCCAGCGGCUUCAUGCUCCAGUGCGAGCUCUGCAAGGACUGGUUCCACGGGGCCUGCGUGCCUCUGCCCAAGACGGGGACCCAGAAGAAGGCGGGCGCGGGCUGGCAGAGCAACAGCAAAGAGGCCAAGUUCCUGUGUCCACUGUGCCAGCGCUCGCGGCGGCCGCGGCUGGAGACCAUCCUCUCGCUGCUGGUGUCCCUGCAGAAGCUGCCCCUGUCCGUGCUGAGCCAGCGAAUGGUGGAGCAGGCGGCCCGGGAAAAGACCGAGAAGAUCAUCAACGCUGAGCUGCAGAAGGCCGCAGCCAACCCAGACCUACAGGUAGGCAGUCUGCCCCAUUCUGAGAGUCCCAGAGGGGCAGACUAA
Molecule: messenger RNA, 1764 nt
Organism: Menidia menidia (Atlantic silverside)
Lineage: Eukaryota; Metazoa; Chordata; Actinopteri; Atheriniformes; Atherinopsidae
Source: the annotation of a GenBank genome assembly